Linum tenue is the source of this 1664-nucleotide messenger RNA. The record is from the annotation of a GenBank genome assembly. NCBI's taxonomy places the organism in Eukaryota, Viridiplantae, Streptophyta, Magnoliopsida, Malpighiales, Linaceae.
UGGAUCAGACCCUCAACACCCGACACCCGAAAGCCAUGGUCCGCUCCAGACUCUUACUAAACCCUAAUUCCCGCUAAUUUUUUGCAGAUCUCGCCGAUAUUCACCGCCGAAAUACUUCGAAACCCUAGUGAGUCCAAUCGUGGCGGAGGAAAACCCUAGAUCGCCAAGAUGUCGAUGUCAAAGAGCUCGAAGAUGCUCCAGUACAUCAAUUACCGGAUGCGGGUCACGAUUCAGGACGGCCGGCAGCUGGUCGGUAAGUUCAUGGCGUUCGACCGCCAUAUGAACCUCGUCCUGGGCGACUGCGAAGAGUUCCGCAAGCUCCCGCCGGCGAAGGGGAAGAAGAACAACGAGGAACGAGAGGACCGCCGCACCCUCGGUCUCGUCCUGCUCCGAGGCGAGGAAGUUGUGUCCAUGACCGUCGAAGGCCCCCCUCCUCCCGAGGAGUCGCGCGCUAAGUCGGUGGCUGCUAGUGCGAUUCCCGGUCCGGGCAUUGGUCGCGCGGCGGGGCGUGGUAUUCCGACGGCUCCCCUCAUUCAGGCCCAGCCAGGGCUCGCCGGACCUGUUCGCGGAGUUGGUGGUCCUGCUCCUGGAAUGAUGCAGCCUCAAAUCUCGCGUCCUCCUGUCCCCAACAUGUCUGCUCCGCCGAUGAGUUAUCCGCCUCCGCAACAGGGCGGCCCGCCGGUUAUCCGGCCACCGGGCCAGAUGCCACCUGUGCAGUACCCUGGACAGGGACCGCCCAUGGGCCGUGGUCCUCCGCCGCAGGUUCCCCCUCAGUUUGCUCAGAGGCCACCGCAGCAGGGGUUCCCUAUGCCGCCACAGUUCGCGCAGAGACCGAUGGGGAUGCCGCCACCGCAGGGUCCGCCCAUGAUGAGAGGGCCGCCUCCUCCAAGACCUGGAAUGCAAGCUCCACCUCCACCGCGUCCUGGCAUGCCGCCUCCGCCUGGUGGUGUGUUUGGACCACCACGCCCUGGCAUGCCACCGCCUCCUCCUAAUCAGCAGCAAAAUCAACAGCAAUGAGAUUUUGAUGUCAAGGCUGCGUUGGAAUUUAAUCGGCAAGUGUGUGGACUUCAGGCAGUGAUAGGGCUUCCAAGGAUUUUGGUGCCAUUUGAUGAUGUUGCUGAGAUUCUCUACACCUGACUUGGGAUGUUUGGUACUUGGUAGAGUUGUGAACUUUCUGUUCCUGUGUAUCUUUGGCGCAUUUUGUGAUGUGGGAUUUCGUAUUGUGGUAGAAACAGCAGAGUUUGUUAAAGUAGUCUAAAAACAUCAGUUGCUUGAGCAUGAAUGACUAACGUGAAUUUGAAGUGACCACUCUCCAGGCCUUUUUACAUGGAAAGAUAUCAAGAACCGUACAGUGGCAGAACUAUCUUGACUUACAAAACUGGUAUAGAUUUAUAUGUUACGGUCAAUGCCAUUCGAAAACAUAUUAAUGUUGUUUGACAGGAAUUCAACCGAUGAACAAGGAAGAUACAGCUUUUCUUAGUGGCAAUCGAUUCAUGGCCGAGUCUAUGAAAUAUUGUAGAGGAAGAAGAUUAGUGGCAAUCGAUUCUUAGGGGCAAUCGAUUCCCGUCCACUUGUCAUUCCAUUUGUUAUAACGAACGAGUCUGUACAGUCCAAGGUCAUCAUGUAAAUAUCCAUCAUCUACAAAAAAUAAAAAAUGUUUCUUC